Amoebophrya sp. A25 is the source of this 3453-nucleotide messenger RNA. NCBI's taxonomy places the organism in Eukaryota, Dinophyceae, Syndiniales, Amoebophryaceae. The record is from the annotation of a GenBank genome assembly.
GCGAAGCAGCCGGCCGCGAAGGGCGCCGCAAAAAAGCCGGCCGAUACAAAAAAGGCAGAUGGUAAGCAGAGCGACUCUGACAAGAACAAAUCGGGGAGCGAGCCAGUGAAGCGAGAGUACACCGAUGAAGAACGUGAGUUCGCCGCUGCGAAAGUCUUUGUCUGGUGGACUAAGAUCCAAACCUAUCUCCUCUACAAACGAGUCCGAAAGCUGUGCGAUCACCUGUUUCGCGAUCACGUACACGAAAGGGGCAAGCGAGCCUUUAGAGAUGGGGAAGAAGCAUACGACGUGCUCUCGGUACUCUAGAUUGUUCAUGAAUCUUGCUUGAGAAGUUGUGAUGUUAAGGAGCACGUGAGUCUAGGCUUCUGCUAAGUAGAUAGAUUUUGAUUUUAGUUUUCUCGAUACAUGAUUGAAUGAUCUAGGGAGGAUCUAAUGCGCAACGCAGGCGCAUGCGCGCAGUAACUUCAUUUUAAUCAACAGGUCAAUAAAAAAUGUGGUAAAAAGUCUAAAUCGCAAUUCAUAUUCAUCCUAGAUCGCUCGGGAAGCGAAAUUGAAAGAGUACGGUUUGCAGUGUGUCUACGAUCUUUGGGGCAUUGAAGAGGUGACGCCGCAGCUGAUGCGAGCAUUGUAUAGAAAGUGGAUGACUCGGAACAUUGAGACCGCGCGCCGCGAGGGCCAGUUCGCAGAGAAUGUAAAAUUUUUGCUCUAUCGAAUACCGGCAAAGGACCAAAAUCACCUAUACGAGCCGUCAGACAGCGAAGGAGAUAGUGAGUCGGAGUACGAGCAAGUGGGUGAAAUACAGGUGAAGGUUCGAAGCCGUAAGACAAAGGAACAGAGGAAAGAAGCACGGCACGCUAUCGAUGGAGCGGAGGGCUUGCUAGACUACGUGCAAAGGAAAAAGGCAUGGAAGAAAGGUACCAACUACUGUCCCAGGACAGACCUCCAGUUUUAUCGAUCUAGUACUUAGUAGAAACAUAAAUAUUGAACUCGUCAUUCAUGAUUAGGGUCCCCCGGCUAGUAAUCGCAAGAAAGAAAAUACAUCCCUAGUAGCUCUUCAUCUUCGAAAUCGUGCCCAGGUUGUAGGCCAGACCCUCCAUGGACUAGCAGCCGAAUUCAUUAUGGCCUCUAUGAGGCGGCCAAGAAGUCUUGGGAGAAGGACCGCGCAGCGCAUCAUGGGAUAACCGCGCAGUACCAGGCUCAAGAAGAACCGCCGCCUGUGCGGCAUUCUCUACAGAUGCGACUUAGCAAAGAGAACUAUAGCAUGUGCAACGAAAUGGACUUUCUCAAACUGAUGAAGGAACGAGACCAUCAUGACAAACGGGACUUGAGAGAUCUAGAAGCAGAUGAUCCGCCGAAUCUGAUAAAUGCAGGAAAGCAGUUGAAAGAGCGAGGCUGGCAACCAGUACUGCCUACUGAUUUUUCAACAUCAUUUGGCGUUUUUCGUGAGAGGUAGAGGAACGAAGUUGUAGAGCUGUUCGUUCUGGCUAGAGACCCUUGAUCUGGUAUCUUCAUGUCUACCUGCUUUUUUCAUCGUGACUAAUUUCGUAUCACGAUCAGGACUACGUGUAUCACGUUGCGUGUUGCAGUGGCGAGCAGGCUGCCUGGGCACUCGAAGCGAAGAAAACGCUAGUAAUUGACGAGGACGUUGUCGAUAUGCGACACGACGCCACUUGCAGUUACAUUAAAGUUUUUAGGCUAUUGCGAACGCUACUUGAAGAUCUGGAUUUUCGUACCACGCCUGAAUUCGAUGAAGACUAUGGCCUACCGGAUGAGGAGCGACAGCGUCGUAGGAAGCUGCGAGAAAAACGGGCGCAAGAGGAGGAGCAGCUCAGCACUAUGGGCGUCGGAGAUGGGGGAAAUGCAGCUGCGGCGAAAGCGAAAAAAUUAUUGGACACUUAUGACCAUGACGCAAACUAAAACAUUGUGAAAGUGUUUCCGCCUAGCUAUCGUAUUAUCAGCCAAAUUUCUUGUCGCACCAUAUUGCAGCACUAAAUCUAGAUGUCAAGUAGAUGAAGUACUACCAACUACUCAGAAUGGGUACGAGUCAGUAGUUUAUCUCUCGCGUGCACUUGUAUUUGUAACUAACAAGAAACUAACAGCAAGUUUCAUGAAGAAAGAUGCUGAAGUUGAGCCUGUUCAUCUCUCUAAGGUAUCGAGGAGGACUUGGAGAAAGUGCCUUGUCGAACACUUGCGCUCGUGCUGCCCGACAAGUGGUGCGUCUAUCUCUCCACAUUGUUGACGAAGAAGAGCCGCGAGACGCCACAACUUUUUCCUGGCGACAUAGCGUGCUACACGGCAGCAAUCCCAUUAGUUGCUGUGAAUGAUGUUUCUGUUUGGAGUCAAAUUUUCCUGAAUAGUGCCUUUGAUGGGGAACAGAAAACAAAGAGCGAACUAGCCCGCGACACCGUUUUGCCCGAGCAGUACUUUACGGCGCGCAAAAAGAAGGUGAUCGAUUUUCGAGAUGUGUAUAGCACAACACCGCAUCAAGCAGGCGAGACCUACUGCGAGGACUACUUGUACCAUGCAACAAAACACCUGUGGUCGAAUAGUAUCGGUAAGCCUUUGUUCUGGAGCGAAGGCACGGGUCCGCUCAUGAACAACAUCUACGUUCAGGCAGAACGCAAAGCAGCGCAGCUCGACUUAUUGGAGUUCCCCCCAGACAGACAUUGGCGUUACUGGGUCAUUCGAAACAACGACUUCGAAAUGGCGAAAAAUAAUGCUGAACAGGGAUCUCAAUUCAUUGACAUGCGCGAAGAAUACAAUGAGCUCAAAAAAACCGAGCUGGCGAAUGCAAAGAAGUCAGGGAAGAAGGACAAAAAGAAGAACAAGGAUAAGGUAGCUGCAAGUGGGAGUAACUAUCUAGCUGGUAUGAAGGCUCCGACACCAGAGGACUAUCUGCCGUUUGUCUAAUACAGACUGAGAGGUAGGGUCUUCCCUGCGCGGCUUCCGUGGCUAGUUUUCACUGGUCUCCAAAUCCUUUUGAUUUUCAUAAAGGCAAGCAUGUUGCGCUUGUUAUCCCCAUACAGAAAUCGGUCCAUAUUUAUUAGUAUCUAUUCGUAUUAGUUUACUUUUGAUUACAGUUGCAUGGUCAUCGACAUCGUUGCGUCAUCGUCUUAUUUUUUGCACUGACUUGCAUAUCGAUGUUGAUCGAGUUUGAAAUUAAAGCAUCCGCCAUGGCUCGCAUGAAAAUAGGUCCUGAAAUUAACCAUGAUAUAUUGUCUUAGUCUUCCUUCUACGUACAUGUCAUUCAUCCUCAUUUAUGGCGAUAGCCAUGUAAAUGUUCCGAUAACUGCUUCUAAGCUCGCACUUUCAUUCAAUUCGUGCUUGUGCAAAAAAAGCGUGCAUGCACUUGCACUAGUUACAUAUUCACUAUGCUUUGUUUGUGUUUCGUUUGCUUACUCAUCAAUCUAUAUACUCAUUAAUUCUUAUUACACGCGAUCGCGAAACCAAAAC